This is a messenger RNA of Pomacea canaliculata, 975 nucleotides long. RefSeq names its product perlucin-like protein. The record is from RefSeq and is a predicted model, not a curated record. Bases 298 to 858 code for a protein of 186 amino acids. Lineage: Eukaryota; Metazoa; Mollusca; Gastropoda; Architaenioglossa; Ampullariidae. The transcript has 5 exons.
GACAGAGAGAACAAGAAGCUGUCAUGGUUGAAUGUGUCAUCACAGUGCUGUCUGAAUGUGUCAUCACCGUCGUCUCAUCUGCGAGUUGAAGGUUCAGACUAGCUGACCUUCUCAGUCGUAAUCUUGACAUGUUUCCUCGACACUUUUCUCUCAGACAUCUCUAAGUUACACUAAGUUACACUUUUUAUUCAGACCUGUAGACAUAAAUAAAAAUGUAAGUAGCUGUCACUGUUUAGUGACCGGGGCCACCACAGGUCUGCCAUUGGCACUGAAUGUUACAGCUGUGAAAGAUAACAGAUGAGUCCAAGCUUAUCUCUCACACCACGUGUCCCGCACGUGAAGUUGUCGCCGCGGUCUGCAGACCUCAGUCUGUUAGAACAACUGAGAAACAUGAAGAGACAGGGUGUAGUGACGAUGCUGCUGUUUGCUGUCAUACGACUGUCAGAGCAGCAAUGCCCAAGGUCGUGGACACAGAUGGACGAGUCCUGCUAUGCCUUGCUGGACCAGCAGGUCACGUGGCUUAAAGCCAGAGAGUAUUGUGUGGCGGUUGGAGGACAUCUGGUGGAAAUAGACAGUGAAGAUGAAAACAACUUUAUUCUCAACCUAUUGAAGACUCAUGGAGCUACUGGCUCCUGGAUCGGACUGCAGGACUUGAUAGAGGAGGGUCAUUUUUUGUGGACCACAACCCAGCGACAGGCGGUGUACACCAACUGGGCCUCUGGUGAACCCGAUGACCUCAGUGGAGAAGACUGUGUGUGGAUCACUAACGACCCUGGCUACAGGGCUGGCGCAUGGAAUGAUGACAAAUGUGAAACCUUCCAAACGCAUGUUAUCUGCGAACAAUCCACUCAGAGAUAGUCAACCCAAAUCACAAGGAAAUCAGCCUAAUGGAUGCAAACAACAAUGUCAUAGGCUGAUGUUGUCGAUAAUAUGUUUUUAUAUUUCACACACUUAUUAAAUACAUUCCAACAUUCA